Molecule: messenger RNA, 3582 nt
Organism: Cladocopium goreaui
Lineage: Eukaryota; Dinophyceae; Suessiales; Symbiodiniaceae
Source: the annotation of a GenBank genome assembly
AUGAACUUCAAGGAAAUCAAAAAGAGGAGCAUCUUGGCAGGCCUUCGCACAAUGAAGGCACCGGCUGUGGUUGCGAUGCUUGUCAGCAUGGUGUUUGGCAUGUCGUUCUUGGACUUCAGCCCUUCAAACCAGCUUCAACACCUUGAGCUUUUUGCUGGGGAUUGCGCUGUAUCCCGGGCUGAACAAUGGGAAGGCCGAAAAGUUAUGGCCAUGGACAUCGCCUUUGGUGGAAGCAACAUGGACCUACUCUCCCCCCAAGGAUUCCUUGGAGCAAUCUAUCACGCAUGCAGACUCGAGCCUGGGAGCGGCGCGCUUGCUGCACCAGUGUGCAGUAGCUUUGUGUUCGUGAAUAGAGGCACUUCUCGAAGAAGUUCCAGCAGGCCAAUGGGAGAAGAGAGCUACCAAAGCGUGAGGGCUGGAAACGUACUUACGGCCAGAACAUUGAUUAUCAUGAUGAUUUGUCACGCCCUUGGAUGCUUUUGGUGUUUAGAACAACCAAAAGGGUCACUCAUGGAAGAGCUGCCAGUUUUCCAGCAAUUCCUGAAGAAAAUCCCUACUUGGAAGCAUUGCUUCAACAUGAGAGACUAUGGUGCUGCAUCCCAGAAACCCACGUGGCUCUAUGCAAGUGAGGAAAUCAUCAACGAGCUGCCUUGCUUCAAACCAAAAUGGUUACCAGAGAUACCAGCGGCCGAAAUGGUGGUGAAGUAUGUGGACGGGAGCGGCAAGGAGAGGGUGAAAGGUGGAUCUCAGUUGAAAAGCAGCCAAUCAUACCCCUUGCCGCCAAAGAUGGGAAGAUUCGUCCUCAAGCAUGCGGUCAAAGACUUGCCGGUUUUUGGACCAAUGGGAAAGAGUACAAAGAAGGAGGACAUGAAGCCUGUCAAAGGUGUAAAGAAGGGGAAAGUAAAGAACGAAAGUCAUAAGAAAAAGGAGCAGGACACACAGAAGGUCUCGAAGCCAGUGAAGCCUUCGAAGGUGGCAAAGAAGGAACAUGGCAAGAAGACGACAGACAAGAAGGACAGAGAUAUGAAGGGUUCAGAAAAACGAGCAAAGGGCAGCAGCAGCGACAAGGUGACCAAGAAUCACAAGAAGACCCCGGAACCUGUGCCAAAGAAAGACAAGAAGAGCAGCAAGAAGACACCUGAGGCUUCCCAAGUGGGCACCGCAGCCAAGCCUUCAAUUAUGAAGAAGCAGUCCAACCAACCUCCAGCAGAGCCUCCUACCCGAAGGAUCAGCUUCAAGCAGCCAGCAGAGACAAGCCCAUCGACGCCCCCUGACAAGGUUCGACGCCUCUCUUCUCCGACUCUUUCUGUGGCUUCAGAGGACUCCUUGGCCAAGUUGAAGAUGGAAGCCAAGGAAAAGAACAUGGAGUUCGCAGACUACCUGCAGCACCUGUCCCGUGAGCAAUUGGACAAGGAAGUUGAAGCACACAUGACAUGCCUAGUGGCUGAACAAGGUGGGGAGAAAGAUGAGGAGAAGGAAGGCGAGGAAUCAGACGGAGAUGAAUCCGACCCAGGGGAAGAUGAGGCAGCCUCUGACCCACCGGACUCAGAGAGCAGCGAAGAGAAUGACAAAGGGAGUGACAGUGACAUGCCAGACCAGCUUGAUGAACCAGGCAGUGAGGAGGAGGAUACAGGAUCAGAAGACAGCUCAGACACUGGGAGUUCAGACAAUGAGGACAUAGAGGACCAGGUCAAUGCCUUGGUGCCAUAUGCAGACCAAGCAAAGAAGGACACAAGCCAAGCUGCAGCAAACCAGGCAGACAGCAAGAUUGACACAGAGAAGCAGCAGCAGCAGCAGCAGCAGCAGCAGCAGCAGCAGCAGCCAACGACAACCCCACAGGGCAACGAAGCUGCUUUGCAAGUGGCAGUGCAAGAGCAGCGGCUGGUGGGCGAAAAGCAGGCUAAAGCGAAGGACUUGAUGGCACGUCUUCGCACCCAGGGGCUCUGGGCAUGGGAUGAAGAUUUUGAGAAGGAUGAAGAGGAGAUUUUCUACUUCACCAACAUGGGGUCUUCCUUCAAGAAGGAGGACAUGACCAGUGAAUCCCUUCAGGUUAAGGUCACUGAGAAAGGCAACCGAGAGCUGGCUGAGAGUCUCACGGUGGAAGGUGGUCCGCUGCAAGCGGGCUUGAUGCCGUCGAUGCCUGUGGCAGAUGAGAAGAAAUUGCUUGAGACUCUCACCAGUGAACCAGUAGAGUCUGUGGGGGUCAAGAAGAAGAAGGCAAGCAAGGAUAAGGUGAUCACGGAGAAGAUGCAGGAUUGCCUGAAGGAGAGUGGUGAGGCGAGAAAAUAUGCCAUCUCACUCCAGAACCUUGAGUACACAGGAGACCUGGCAUCGAAGCUCAUGAAUUUCUCAGCAAAGAUGGAGACAACGUACCAGAAGUUGGCUGACUUGAUUUCCAGGAAGGUCCAGGACUCACAACAGUACGUCAAGUAUUUGGAGAUAAUUGAGGACAAGCUCAAUUGGUAUGAAAAAGCCAAGGCAUCUGCGAAGGCAUUGGCGAGCGGGUUGAAUCCACGGCCUAAGAAGAAGGUGAAGAAGUCAAGCAAGGACAAAGGUCAGACGGCAACCUCGGUGAAGCGCUGCAGAGGCAAACGCUUUGAGGCAAUGUCGAGGUGUGAAAGUGCUGAUGUGUACUUAAGAAUGAUUGGAUCUGGUCGGGCAUCUAUCGCAGAAAUCUGCGAAAUUAGCCGUGCUAAUGUCGCUGAUGGGUCCAAAGCGGAAGCUUUACACAGCUUGAAGUUCCUGGCGAAUCCGAAGCUGUACCUCACCAAGUUCCGCAUGGCAGACUACGUCGCUGGCACCAGGCCUCUAUCUCCAUGGAGGUGCGUGGAUGGAUGGCACCUGGGAACCGUUUUCCAUGACCCGAUGCAUUUCCUAUACUUGGGGACUUUGAGGGAUCUCUAUGCAAGUGCGUUGGGAUAUUGGCUCCGAAAUGGUUACUAUGGGGAUGGGACGAUGCCUCAAAAGUUGAGGGCCUUUUCCAAAGACCUCAAAGAUCAAUCCCGCCGAGAAAGGGUCAUUCUUACGUGCAAGACCUUCACACUGGCGAACACGGGUUUGGAGAAGCCAAACCAAUACCCAGAAAUUGGCUCUGCAUUCAAAGCGGCAUUUAUGAAAGGAGCUAUGUGGUUCUUCACCAAAAUUGCCAUAGAGUUGGCCGAAGCAAACCCAGAUGAUGAAAUCUUGAGACUUAUGGCAGUGUGCUUCUGGAAUCUUUUCAGCGCAUUGGUUGUGCUGGACCAAGCUGACAUUCUCUUACGUGAUGAGGAUGCUAAGGAGUUCAAUGACUACAUCCAGAUCCAUCUUAUCGCGUGGCAGCAUUUGGCAGCCAUUUGUGAGGGGAAGGCCUUGAGACUUUUCAAACUGAGGCCCAAACAUCACCAAUGCGACCAUACUCGGACGCAAACCGCCCGAACAAAGUUAAACCCUAGAAGGGUAAUGCAAUGCUUUGGUGAUGAAAGUUUUUUGGGGUAUUGGAAACAGAUAGGUGUGAAAUGUCAUGCCUCCUCUGUCUUGACUCGUAUCUACCAAAGAUACUUGAUGUUUCUGAGUCUUCGCUGGCGAGAUGUCAGGGGCGAUUGA